AUGUCAGUCGAAAGGGAUGCGGAUAUAAACACGCAAAAGUGGUGCCCAUAUGCUGCAGGUUUACCCAUCUAUUUUCGUGAAAGAAGUUCCUACGUCGACUGCGCUGUCAGCGGAAGACGAAGCCGCAGGAAGGCUCGCCGCCUCAAGUCACAGGACAACAGCCACGAGUGGCUGGACAAUGCAUGGGGAAUUGGGUUGGCUCCUCACUCGAAUGGACCAGGAGGUCGAGGCGCCGGAAAUAGCAGAGGGGUAACGGGGCUAGUCACGACCAUGGUGCUCGCACGGACAAGGAUGGUCGGCUGUGCCAGAUCCUUGGAACGACGGUGGUCUAGAAAGGUCGCCGCGCUAGGCUCUAGAAGUGGCCUACGUAGCAAGGAAAAACAGACUGCCGAAACCGCCCCCACAACAUCAGCCUCGCCCUCCCGGCCGACAUGCUCCCCUGACUGGGUGCAAAUUCCACGGAACUGGGGGAAGUCACUCCGCCCUGACGGGCUUGCUGCUGAGUGCCAUGAAGUCAAGCCCUUCGAAGGCCUUCGGUCUGGACAAGACGCCCUCGGUUGCAAAUAUCCUCUAGGACAAAUUUUCAAACUGCAAGGAAGGCCAACGGCCCCAUCGCCAAAGAGAAGCGGUGUGAUUGCCGGGGACUCCUGGGCCAUGAGAGACAGGGAUCGCAUUAUUAUUUUGCCUCCAUGCCCUCGGAAAAUCGAAUUGAGCUUGACUGGCCAUUGACAUACCAACAUCGUCACUGGUCAUCAUAUUACCCACUUCCGACUGACCUAGCGUCCUCGGGCUGGCUGGCCAUCGAUCACUAAGUGGAUCUAGUCAGGUACAGCAUGUCAAGUCUUUCUUCUGCGCAGACGAGCCUUGCGAAAAAAUGUCCGAACUGUGUGAUUAAUUGGUGCAGCUGCAAGCUGAUCAAGACUCAUCAUUCUGCCAUCGAUGGUAGCGCCUCAGAAGAACUUUGUAUCUCGGCGACUCUGCUUGAUCGACUAGCUGAAAUAGUUUUGCGGAGGAGAUGUUUACACGUAUGGAGCAGAACAUGCGUGAUUCAUACAUCAUUGCGUGCUGACCAGUUCGAACUAUCGAACCCACAGUACUAAAAUUCACAAUCCUAGAAUGGUACUGUGAUC
Messenger RNA from Aspergillus homomorphus CBS 101889, 1130 nucleotides. RefSeq lists its product as uncharacterized. The transcript has 3 exons. NCBI's taxonomy places the organism in Eukaryota, Fungi, Ascomycota, Eurotiomycetes, Eurotiales, Aspergillaceae. The coding region runs from base 1 to 729 and encodes 242 amino acids. The record is from RefSeq and is a predicted model, not a curated record.